AUGCCGAAAAAGGAAGCCAGGUGCACAGAAUUAUUUGCGGGAUUUCGGAAUGAAUUAUGUAUGCAUGACAAGCUCCACCUCAAUAUUGGAUUGCCAUCAGAAUGUGCAGAAGACAAAGAUGAUUUCACUUUGGAAAUUGAAAAACUUCAGGCCACUCUUCAAGAAAUGCUCGAUUGCACGAGCAGCCCGAGUACCUCUCUUGAUUCUGCCGAUAAACUUCAAGCAGGUUUGGCUGCCCGCCGUCUCAUCCGAAUCGCAAGCGAACAUCAUCACCUCUCGACGACGUCUUCAUGUCACUCAGACUCUGGAAACUCUUCAUCUCGCGACUUUGUCUCUCCUUUCACAGUUCAUGGUGGUGCAUCAAUUGGAAGAUUGAUACUUAUUGAUAUUGUUCGUAGAGACGAUUUGAUAGGAAUAGUCAAUCCCAACGAUAUUUUACUUACCGUGGAGAAUAUAAAAAUAUCCGGAAUGGUUCGAUCAGAAGUGAAUCGGAUAUUGGAGGAUAUGAUGCGAGAGCAUGAUCAGAUUGCUAUAGAAAUACUUCCAGCUGGAGCCAUAAGUGACGAUAUUUGCGAACUUCUUGCCGAUAGAAAGUCUCCUGGAGAACUUCAAACGAUUAUUCGAGAAAACUUAUAUCAGAAAACAGUUCCUUAUAUGCUAAAUUCAAAAAUACAAUCCAACGAAUGUCCUCCAAUGUUUUGA
Molecule: messenger RNA, 702 nt
Organism: Caenorhabditis briggsae
Lineage: Eukaryota; Metazoa; Nematoda; Chromadorea; Rhabditida; Rhabditidae
Exons: 6
Coding region: 1-702 (233 amino acids)
Biological process (GO): signal transduction
Cellular component (GO): cytoplasm
Source: RefSeq, a predicted model, not a curated record